AUGGACGACUUCGAGGAGCUCGAGCUCCUGUCGUUGGUGUCCAAAGUCACGUCCGAGCUGCAGAACCAUUUGGGCAUCUCCGAGAAGGUCCUCGCCGAGUUCAUCAUCGCGCAACGGCUAGAAUGUAGCGACAUCGACCAGUUCAAAGAGAAGCUGGCCGGCAUGGGCGGCGCCAAAUGGCCAUCCAGCUUGUUCGAGAGUAUAGAUCGUUUAGUGCGCACCAUGCACCCCAGAUUCAAAUCGAACGGAACAAACGGGUCGACCGCAGAGGAGCACUUCGGACGCUCAAGAGAGGAGAAGAAGAGUCUGUUCUCCGGUCUGGCCAUACCCGACAAGGACGUGCCGGCCGAGGAUGGCGACGCCAUAGACGACACCCUGGCCCUUCUGGAGGAUCUGGAGCCAAAGGCGCGACAGCCACGGACGGAUGGGACAUCACGGAAACGCAGCAGAAGUCCCAGAGAGGAAGAUUCGCACCACCGACGCAAGGAGCGGCGCAGAUCUCGCGAUGGGCGCCGGGAUGAUUACGACGGCGACGACCAUCAUGACCGAUCGCGACGGAAACACAGAAGCAGGAGGGACGACUACGAUCGCGGCCGCAGAGACGACGACGAUAUGUUCCGACGGCCCCCGGUACCCGAAGUCGACGACCAACCUAUCUUGAACAAGGUAUACGAGGGCCAUGUCACUGGUAUCAAAGAUUUCGGAGCCUUUGUCAACCUGCAUGGAGUCCGAGGCAAGGUAGAUGGCAUGGUGCAUAUAUCCAGUCUCGUCCAAGGUCAGCGGGUAAACCACCCGUCCGACCUUCUCAUCAGAGGGCAGGACGUCAAGGUGAAGGUCACAAAGAUCGAGGGGAGCCGUAUAGGGCUUUCGAUGAAAGAUGUGGAUCAAGAGACGGGGAGAGACCUCGUUCCACAGGCACGUAUAGGAUCUGGAGCCAACAUGGAGGCCCUUGGCGGAGGCCGCAAUGGAGUUGUGGCGGACAAUACCGCCGCACUGUCAGAGUAUGCUGCACAGCCUCGUCGCCAAAAGAAGCGCAUGACUUCUCCGGAGAGGUGGGAGAUCCGGCAACUGAUCGCUUCGGGUGUUGCCAAGGCUUCGGACUAUCCGGAUCUGGAGGAAGACUACCAUGCCACCCUCAGAGGCGAAGGCGAGUUGGAGCUGGAGCAGGAGGUCGACAUUGAAGUCAGGGAAGAGGAGCCUCCUUUCUUGGUUGGUCAAACGAAACAAUCGCUCGAGCUUUCGCCCAUUAGAGUCGUUAAGGCACCAGAUGGCUCGCUGAACCGUGCCGCCAUGUCGGGAACGAAUCUGGCCAAGGAAAGAAAGGAACUCAAGAGACAAGAACAGGAAGCUGCGUCUGCUGCCGCCGAAGCGGAGUCGAAGUCUGACCUUGCAUCGCAAUGGAAUGAUCCAAUGGCCAACCCAGACUCUAGGCAAUUUGCCAGCGAUAUGCGCAACGCCAGGAUGAACGCGCCAAAGCCUGACGCGGUGCCGGAAUGGAAGCAAGCUGUUGUGAAAAGAGACGAGCCCUUGGGAAGACGGACGAACAUGUCGAUCAAAGAGCAAAGGGAGUCGCUCCCCGUCUACGCAUUCCGGAACCAGCUCAUCAAGGCAGUCAAGGAGAACCAGUUCCUUGUCGUGGUCGGUGAGACUGGAUCAGGCAAGACGACACAACUGACGCAAUAUCUUGCAGAGGCUGGUUUUACCAACGAUGGCAUGUUGGGCUGUACGCAGCCGCGUCGUGUUGCCGCCAUAUCAGUCGCCAAGCGCGUGUCGGAAGAAGUUGGUUGUGAACUCGGUCAAGAAGUUGGAUACUGUGUCCGUUUCGACGACAAGACCGGCCCUGCAACGAAGAUCAAGUACAUGACCGACGGUAUGCUCCAGCGUGAGAUCCUGAUGGAUCCGAACCUGGAGAGAUAUUCUGUCAUUAUGCUGGACGAGGCGCACGAGCGGACCAUUGCCACUGAUAUUCUAUUUGCGCUGCUCAAGAAAACAUGCAAGCACCGUCCGGACUUGAAAGUCAUCGUUACCUCCGCAACGCUAGACGCCGACAAAUUCUCAGCUUACUUUAACGAAUGCCCGAUCUUCACCAUUCCGGGACGCACAUUCCCGGUCGAGAUCCUGUACUCUCGAGAACCCGAGUCGGAUUAUUUGGAUGCCGCCUUGGUGACGGUAAUGCAAAUACAUCUCACAGAACCCCCUGGCGAUAUUCUUGUCUUCCUCACAGGACAAGAGGAGAUCGACACCAGUUGCGAGAUCUUAUAUGAGCGCAUGAAGGCUCUUGGCCCCAACGUGCCGAACCUCAACAUUUUGCCAGUAUACUCUGCAUUACCCAGCGAGCAGCAGAGUCGAAUUUUCGACCCGGCGCCCCCAGGCGAACGCAAAGUCGUCAUCGCAACCAACAUUGCUGAGACGUCUAUCACCAUCGAUCAUAUUUACUACGUGAUUGACCCAGGCUUUGUAAAGCAGAAUGCCUACGAUCCCAAGCUUGGUAUGGAUGCUCUGGUCGUUACCCCUAUUUCCCAGGCUCAAGCCAACCAGAGGGCUGGGCGAGCCGGGCGAACGGGUCCCGGAAAGUGCUUCAGGCUGUACACCGAAGCAGCAUAUCAGUCUGAGAUGCUGCCGACAACAGUCCCUGAGAUACAGCGGCAAAACCUGUCGAACACAAUUCUCAUGUUGAAGGCUAUGGGAAUCAACGACCUGCUAAAUUUCGAUUUCAUGGACCCGCCGCCAACGAAUACCAUGCUUACGGCAUUGGAGGAGCUCUAUGCACUUUCGGCGCUUGAUGAUGAGGGUCUUCUGACCCGUCUUGGCCGCAAGAUGGCCGACUUCCCCAUGGACCCGUCACUGUCCAAAGUGCUCAUUGCUGCCGUGGAUUUGGAAUGCUCCGAAGAGGUCCUGAGUAUCAUCUCCAUGUUGAACGUGCCUACUGUAUUCCAUCGACCCAAGGAGAAGCAGCAGCAAGCAGACCAGAAGAAGGCCAAGUUCCAUGAUCCGAGCGGUGACCACCUGACGCUCCUGAACGUCUACAAUGCAUGGAAGACUUCGGGCUUCUCGAACCCCUGGUGCUUUGAGAACUUUAUCCAGGCGCGGGCCAUGCGCCACGCCUUCGAGGUCCGGAAACAGCUCGUCCAGAUCAUGGGGCGGCACCGGCACCAGCUCGCGUCGUGCGGCCGGCACACGCAGAAGGUGCGGCAGGCGCUCUGCUCUGGCUUCUUCCGCAACUCGGCGCGCAAGGACCCGCAGGAGGGCUACAAGACGCUGAUCGAGGGCACGCCCGUGUACCUGCACCCGAGCUCGGCGCUGUUCGGCAAGCAGGCCGAAUGGGUCAUCUACCACACGCUGGUGCUGACGACCAAGGAGUACAUGACGCACACGACGACCAUCGAGCCCAAGUGGCUGGUCGAGGCCGCCCCGACCUUCUUCAAGGUCGCCCCCACGGACCGGCUCAGCAAGCGCAAGAAGGCCGAGCGCAUCCAGCCGCUGUACAACAAGUUCGCGACCGAGGACGACUGGAGGCUCAGCGCGCAGAGGAAGGGAGGCAGGGGUGGUGGCGGUGGUGGCACCUGGGGUUAG
Molecule: messenger RNA, 3573 nt
Organism: Neoarthrinium moseri
Lineage: Eukaryota; Fungi; Ascomycota; Sordariomycetes; Amphisphaeriales; Apiosporaceae
Exons: 1
Coding region: 1-3573 (1190 amino acids)
Biological process (GO): spliceosomal complex disassembly
Cellular component (GO): intracellular anatomical structure; catalytic step 2 spliceosome
Molecular function (GO): ATP binding; RNA binding
Source: RefSeq, a predicted model, not a curated record